Molecule: messenger RNA, 1368 nt
Organism: Rhipicephalus sanguineus (brown dog tick)
Lineage: Eukaryota; Metazoa; Arthropoda; Arachnida; Ixodida; Ixodidae
Product: dermonecrotic toxin SPH
Exons: 7
Coding region: 207-1208 (333 amino acids)
Biological process (GO): lipid metabolic process
Molecular function (GO): phosphoric diester hydrolase activity
Source: RefSeq, a predicted model, not a curated record
GGUGAAGCGUGGUAGAGCUUGUUGCGUCUGCGAGCCCUCAUUGGCAAUUCGUUGUUUGUGGCGCGAAGUGACGGAAGUUGAUAUUCGCUGGCCUUUGAAGCCAGUGUGUGCGUGCGCAUGUGAGAGCGUUUUCGUGUGCGCGUAACUUUUAGAGCGGCAGGAGAGCUGACCCAGUGCUGUAUAUUUACAAGGAAGUGCGCUAGACGAUGGGCUUCCAGCGGACAAAGGCGGCGAUGGCCACAGCAGUUGUCGUUAUGUUCACGAUUGCCCUGCGACAUGCGGCGGCCAUUGACCGGAGGCCCGUGUACAACAUCGCCCACAUGGUGAACUCCAUAGCGAAGCUGGACGAAGCCAUGGCCGACGGCGCCAACUCGGUGGAAGCUGACGUGAGCUUCGCCGAUAACGGCACGGCGACCAGGCUCUUCCACGGCGUGCCGUGCGACUGCUUCAGGGCGUGCGAUAUCGAGGAGGAUGUGCCUCGCUUCCUGCAGUACGUCCGCAAGACGACGAGCGGCCGUGGCGCGAAAUACAGCGAUAAACUGGCCCUUCUCUUUUUGGAUCUCAAAGUGACCAACGUCGAAGAAAAGCAAAAAUACCGGGCCGGUGUCGACAUCGGGCGAAAACUCCUGCGAGACCUCUGGAAGAGAGUACCUACAUGGCAAGCGAUGAACGUCCUACUGUCCGUUCCAAGCGUCUCCGACAAAGAAGUGCUGCGCGGGGCAGUCCACACAGUUUCUCGCUUAUCACCCAUCAUGCUGGACAAGAUAGGAUUUGAUAUCAGCAACAAUGACAAGCUGGACAAUAUACGAAGCCUGUACGCGGACCUCGGCAUACAAGGUCACCGCUGGCAAGGGGAUGGCAUCUCAAACUGCCUGUCUUACCUGCGACCAGCCGCCAGGAUCCAGGAUAUCAUCGACAACCGCGAAACUGAAGAAGUUGGCCGCUACGUUGAGAAGGCUUACCAGUGGACGGUGGACCUGCCCAAACAGAUUCGUCGCUCACUCAGGAGGGGCGUGGAUGGCAUAAUCACGAAUAAGCCUCAGCGCUUAGCGAGGAUUAUGCGGGAAGGCGAAUUCAACACCACUCUGCGACCCGCCAACGUCGCCGACAGUCCCUGGACUCGCUUCGGCGGCCUGUCUCCGCUUCCAAGGCUGCCCUCGGACGACAUGGACAUUCUAGGAGACGACGACUUUCCGCGGUCGCGUUGACAGCCAGGGCCGAGCCGACAUAACCUAUUGAGACUGUGAAUGAUUCUAGACUAAACUACACGUGCUGCCUAUAUGCGUGAGUCGUGGCUUCUAAUCGCGAAGCAGAGGCAAAGAAUCAUCACCUGUCACAAAACACACAUAAACUAUAAAAAACCUGCAG